This is a messenger RNA of Daktulosphaira vitifoliae (grape phylloxera), 1741 nucleotides long. Its product is annotated as histone-lysine N-methyltransferase, H3 lysine-79 specific-like. The coding region runs from base 432 to 1565 and encodes 377 amino acids. The transcript is spliced from 4 exons. The record is from RefSeq and is a predicted model, not a curated record. NCBI's taxonomy places the organism in Eukaryota, Metazoa, Arthropoda, Insecta, Hemiptera, Phylloxeridae.
UAAUAACUUAAAAGUGAAACAAAGAUCGAAUCUGAUUCUCCUUGCAUGUAAAGUUUCUAAAUUGGUUAGUGUUAGUAAUAGCGAAUAAGAUGUGUGUCGCUGGCGAUUGAAACAGCAUUUAGAUGCUAAAAACCCCAGGAAGCGAUUUUGAAUUACUUCAAUAUCAUCGGUGAGACCAGACAUGUAAGGAGACCAAACGACAGAGUUAUAGUCCAGUAUAGAACGAACAAAUGAACAAUGCAGAGAUCUUAUAACAAUAGGAUUGUUGAAAUCAGAACAAGUUAUACUCACAAAACCUAACAUAGAAGAUGAUUUGUUUAUGAUGUAUGCAUAAUGAUCACUGAACUAUAAGUAUUCCUGGACUUUUAAACCCGAAGAAUUGGGGAAAGUCUAAAAAGAUUAAUCGACCAGAUACUAUUCCUUCGAAAGAUAUGUAUUAUCAAUCAACACUUAUAUCAGAACCAAAUUCCGUGUCAAAUCCAUUGACAAAAUCACAACAGCUUACCAAUAGUCAUUCUCUUCAGCAUAAUUUAAACAUGAAAAAUUUACCCAUCCAAGCAAUUAUAAACGAAAAAAAAGAAAUUUUAAAACCAAUAGGCUUUAAAUCAGUAGAAUUACCAUUAGCUAAUGAUAAUGUUCACAUUAACUCUAAUUUUUUUCAAAUUUUAUCGGAAAAAAUUGAAAAUAACGAAGUAAUGCCAAAUAUUCAACCAAUGCAAAUAUUUGGAACAGUUAAAUUUGAAAAUAGUAGCCAUUUAUCUAGUUUUCCUAGCUCAUUAAGAUCAUCGAACUCGUCUAGUUCAUCAGACUCAUCUAUUUCAGAGGAAACAACAAGGUUUUCGAUAGAAAAGAAAAAAAUUAAAAGUAACCCAAAAAUUAAAAUAAAUGAAGUUAAAUUUAAAAACAGCAUAGAAAAAAAAAAUAAGGAAAAAAAGUAUAAAACAUUAAAAUCAAUAGAAAAAAUAGAAGAAAAAAAGUCUGAAGCAGAUAAGGAUGAGAUAAACAUAAAAACAAAAAAGAAUGAUAAAGACGAGAAAGAAAAAAUACAUAUUAAAUCAAAAGAAAAUGAAGUAAAAAAAGAUAAAGAUUCAAUAGAAAAAAUUAAAAUUAAAAACAAGAAAGACAGGAAAGAAAUAAAAAAGGAUAAUGAUAAAAAAGAGCAAGAUACAGAAUCUAGAAAAAAAAUUAAAAGUAAUGAGUCAAAUGAAUACAAUGACCAAAAAAAUUCAAUAGAAAAGGAGAAAGAAAAAAAUAUAAAGGAAAAAAAAAUAGACAAGACAGAUAAUAAUGCGGAUAAAGAGAAGAAAAAUAAAGACGCGAAAAAAAAAUUUAUAUCAGUAAACGAAAUUUUAAAAGAAAAAAAGGAUAAAGAAAAUAUUGAAAAAAAAGACAUAGAAAAAUUAGAAGAUAAUGAAGAAAUAAUUAAUCAAAAUACUGUCAAUAUUUACUCAUCUUCAGAAGAAACAAUGGAGUCAGGAAUUCACGAUCAGUCUCAAGGAAUUUUAAACACGCAAAGUAUUAUGGAACAAAUCAAAAUGACUUUAUUAAAUCGAAAUAACAAUUAGUCACAGCUUUUGCGAUAUUGUACUUUUAAUUAAAAUUAUAAAAUUAUUAUGAAGUCUAUAUUCUAUUAUAAUUUUGUUUUAAAAAUUCAUUUAAUAUUAAAUAUAAUAUUAGUUCAGUUAAAGCAUAAGUACUUCUUGUUUUAUAAAACGUUUAAAUGGAAUUUUUUAUGUAUAAA